Manis pentadactyla (Chinese pangolin) is the source of this 1377-nucleotide messenger RNA. It is a transcript of the gene MRPS7, whose product is annotated as mitochondrial ribosomal protein S7. The transcript is spliced from 5 exons. NCBI's taxonomy places the organism in Eukaryota, Metazoa, Chordata, Mammalia, Pholidota, Manidae. Bases 87 to 917 code for a protein of 276 amino acids. The record is from RefSeq and is a predicted model, not a curated record. Gene Ontology annotation, molecular function: rRNA binding; mRNA binding; structural constituent of ribosome. Gene Ontology annotation, biological process: ribosomal small subunit assembly; translation. Gene Ontology annotation, cellular component: ribosome.
GACGAAUAACGGGAGGGCGAAUGUUUCCUUCUGACUCUUCCCUUUGGACCUCGGAGUGAGAGACUCUGAACGCCCAGAUUAAUAGGAUGACGCACAGGUUUAGGGCCUUGGGGAGCCUUUUCCUCGUCUCUCGUCACUCGCUCAGGCACACCGGGGGCAUGCCUGUGGGGUCCUCAUCUCCAAAGAAGAUGGCUGCCCGGGUGGUGACGGCUACACGAGAGUGGUCGCGCUUGGCGCUCGGCUCGCGGAGUGCUGUCCUUCGACUUCCAGAGCUAACCCAGGUGAGGUGGAGCCGCUAUGGGCCUGAAUACAGGGAUCCCCAGAUUGACAAGGACUAUUACCGCAAGCCCUUGGCAGAGCUGACUGAGGAGGAGAAGUAUGAGCGGGAGCUCAAGAAAACUCAGUUUAUCAAAGCUGCCCCAGCGACAAAAACAAGUUCUGUGUUUGAAGACCCAGUGAUCAGUAAAUUCACCAACAUGAUGAUGAAAGGAGGAAACAAAGUGCUGGCCAGGUCCCUCAUGACACAGACUCUGGAGGCUGUGAAAAGGAAGCAGUUUGAGAAGUACCAUGCCGCUGCGGCCGAGGAACAGGCAGCCAUUGAACGCAACCCCUACACCAUCUUCCACGAAGCACUGAAGAACUGCGAGCCUGUGAUUGGGCUGGUUCCCAUCCUCAAGGGCGGCCACUUCUACCAGGUACCUGUGCCACUAACUGACCGGCGGCGGCGCUUCCUGGCCAUGAAGUGGAUGAUUACAGAGUGCAGGGAGAAGAAGCACCGGCGGACGCUGAUGCCAGAGAAGCUGUCGCAUGAGCUGCUGGAGGCUUUUCACAACCAGGGCCCUGUGAUUAAGAGGAAGCAUGACAUGCACAAGAUGGCGGAGGCCAACCGCGCCCUGGCCCACUAUCGCUGGUGGUAGUGGGACGGUGGAGGUUCCAGGAGCCUGGGGCUCCCUGCUGCAAGAAAUCAUGUGAGCCACUGUCACACUGAAAAACACCUGUGGAUUAAGGAUGUAGUUCCUUUUGAAGGGCAGGCAGGCCUCAAAAGGAUGAAGCAGCAUGUUUAUGACUUGUUAGUCUUUUUUCUAUUUGGGGCUAGAACUCCUGCCCCAUCUCCUUGAAAAGACGGGGGACAUUGUCUUGAAUUUUCCCUGGGACACUUAGGGCCCAUCCAGCCUUCUCUUCCCUCUACUUGGUGUGGACCUUGGGAUGAUAUGAUAGGAAGCAGUUUUAGUAACAGAAAAGGUUUAUUAGAAAAUUCUCGCCCUGAACUGGUGUAACACGUGAUGUGGUACUGCCAUGCAUUAAAACCAGCUGGAGGAAGGAUGCUCGUUUUCCAAGAGGUCCUUGUACAAAAUGUAUAAAAAGCAGUUUCUGGUG